GGCUUCUCCUGACCUGACCAAACUUACUCAGAUACUCAAACCAUCACGAUCAAGCCGUCAUCCCAUAGUGUCAAGCCAGAUUGUAUACUCUCCAACGGUACACAAAUACUACUAUCACUAUCGAGCUAUCGACCCGUCAAACCUGGAUGGCGCGAUGGGCAUCCCUGCCGGAUGACGUUCUCAGCAUCGUUUACGACGGAUUAGAGGUAGAAGAUGUUAUCAAAUUGACCCAACUCUCAAAGAUCGAUGCAGCUAGGGUUCACAACUUGGCUUUGCCCUCGCUGCUACGGCGUACAGCAUGUCAUCACAUCACGGUUGACCCAAGAGAAACAAGUCACACGACCUCAGCAACCAUAAAAGACGGCCAUGCCGGCGUGUUGCAAGUGACUAGACUUGUCAGGCAUAACCGAAACAUCGAGGAGAAUUUCCGGCGAAGGAGGUUUCUGGCUCGACAGGUCGGCAACACCUGGAACAGACCUUGUCGACCGUCGAUCGAACUCGAACCCGAUCGCCUGCUCAUCGCCACUGGACCUUCACUUACUGUGCACGGUCUGGCCAAGGAUGAUUCGUAUGGAGAAUCUGUUGAUGGCAGGAAGGGGGUCGUCAGCAUCGAGACCGUACCGAUCCCCUUGAUCAGAGGUCGACAGGUGAAUAGUUCGCAGGGGGGAUUCGGGCGGUUCGCUCAGCGGACAGCUGUGGCGUCUCCUCUCGACGAUCUUACCGGGGUGGUAUCUCUCGGAAGCGACGAGUACAUACUUUCCACGGUGGGAGGCAAACUCCAAAAGGUUCAGCUUCGAUCACAGCAAGUUCACGGACCGUACCAAAAGCGGUUACAAGCCGUAUCUACCGCCUUGUACCCUCACACGGCCAACGUCCCGAUAGAAUCUCUCACGAGCUCGAGGAACAGCAAUGACCCUCAGAACAAACAGAGGUUUCUUACAGCAUCUCACAACGGGUUGAUCUCGCUCUACAAUGCAGCAGCGCCUUGGUCUGCUCCCGCCACUUUCAGCAUCGGUUCCCGUCCGUGGUCGUCUCACCUCUCUUUAGGAGGCUCACAGCCAUACGUGGUAGUUGGGUCUUCGGGCCUGCAGCCUCUGCACGUAUAUGCUAUGGGUGAAGGUGGAGCAUUCGAUUCUGCCAACCGACGCAGGAACGUCAGCGUUACGCCGGCCAGAUCGCUCCUUGGCGCUCGAAUCAAGUCUGCAGUCUACGACAUCGUUUCUCCGCCGACAGACAUGGCCAAUCCGUUCAGCAAUAACCCGAGCUCGAUACUCCUAUCCGCUUGGUUCGAUGGACGGGCCCGUAUACACGACCUACGAGUCUCGGGGAUGGGCUCUCUCGCAUCCGGUGCUGACAAGGACGACUCGGCCAGUAUGCGGACUCGUCCGAUAAUGGAAAUGUUUGAUCCGUGGCUCCAGUCAUCCCUGUACUCUUGUGCAUGGACGGGACCUGGAAACAUCGCAACGGGCUCGUCACGCCAUGGGAUGGUAUCCCUGUUCGACACGAGAAUGUUGAUUGAAUCCCGACACAGCCUAUCCGCAACAAGGGCGGAGAAUACGCGUCAAGCGUUCGAUCAACCUUUGCUGGAGGAUUCGACCUCGACCAACGUGGAUAUGCUUAGAUGGCACCGUGGAGGCUAUUCGGCAUACUCGCCGGGUCGACCCGAGAGUCCCGUUUAUUCUCUAAAAGGCGAAGGAGGAAGGCUGUGGGGCGUGACUGAUCGCCGGGCGUUCGUAUAUACGUUCGAUGUCGAGGGAGACGGUCCGGGUCUCCCACAAUCGCGAGGGUGGAACAUUAUAGGGCCCGGUUGUGAAGCCAGUCCUCCCCUCACGACCUGGGCGAGACGGAACGGAGGCUUCUCGACCAGAGGCGAGACGGUUGAUGAUGUCAAAGAUUACGCUGCGGGGUAUGCGAUGGACGAUCGGCAGCUACGUUUGUUCGAAAGUUUGCGGUGAUGAUCAAUGGGAUUCAUUGAAACGCAUAUCGAACAUGCCGACCCUACAGCAUGUCUGCAGCUGAACCGGCCAGCCGGAAAAUUAACAAGUUUCUGAGCGCGGCGUACUCUCCUAAUCGCACUUCCCAGCCUGACUUGACCGAUGACAUGUAGAGUGCAGGGCUGUUGUAAAGCAACGGGCCAAAAUGUUGAACCUCCCCCCGGCUGUCACAGAACCGGGUAAUCGGUUUACGUCAUCGGUAGCUCGGUAGAAGAAUUCAUCUGGUGGCGGCAACUUUUACUACUAUGGCGGUAAAAAUCUAGCGUUUUUCAUCGGCGCGUCGCUAUAUUUAGCGGUGACACAUGGCAAUGAGCAUAUGGACACAAGGAAGCAGAUUUACUUCCUGACAAACGCGCUCAAAAUAUCAGUUUCAAGCACCUGUAUUGCCUUGUCAAAAUUCACCCUUGUAUCUGGCUUCGGAUCACUCAUAACUUAGGGGACACAAGGUAGAACAUAC
Filobasidium floriforme is the source of this 2451-nucleotide messenger RNA. RefSeq lists its product as uncharacterized. The record is from RefSeq and is a predicted model, not a curated record. The transcript is spliced from 2 exons. Bases 147 to 1955 code for a protein of 602 amino acids. Lineage: Eukaryota; Fungi; Basidiomycota; Tremellomycetes; Filobasidiales; Filobasidiaceae. Gene Ontology annotation, molecular function: protein binding.